Messenger RNA from Dermacentor andersoni, 3402 nucleotides. The record is from RefSeq and is a predicted model, not a curated record. Lineage: Eukaryota; Metazoa; Arthropoda; Arachnida; Ixodida; Ixodidae.
UGGUUCUUUUGUCCGUAGUUUCAAAGCGCGUGCAUGCGCGUGGCUACUGCUCGCCGAGGUCGCGGCGCAGUCGUCAAAACAGCCAUGGCUUCCAUACCCUACACAAUGCACUCUGCUGUGAAUCUACACAAGAAGCUCACAGAAGAGCAAACAAAGAAUCUUGGCGUCAUCUUUGAACCACCGACCAGCACAGUUGAGACAACACUGCCAAAGUACAACCCGAAGCUGAUGAACAGCAUCUGGGGUCUCUACAACCGCUAUGCUCCGCACUCUUUCCAAAAGAACUGCGAAAUCCCCAGCUGCUCCGUGCCCGGGAUUGUUGGCGCCCAGGACAAGCCAUUCGGAUUGUCCCUCUGGAACCGCCUGCACUGAGCAAAAGAAUGCCGAGACAAUAAAUGGAAACUUCCGCCGACGCAGAUGGCCAAAUGAUUGAAUUACAAGUGGCUGCUUGCAAAUGCACCUCAAGUCAUGCUUGGCGGCGCCACAAGAGUGACCCCUGAAGUGAACCCGCAUCAUGUUCUGUAUGAAGUCCAAGUGCAAUAAGAUCUUAUCGCGCCCCUGCGCACUUUGUGUUUUAAGUAUGAGUGAAAGUGUGCGAGGGUGAGAAAGAAAGGUGGUGGCUUCACGUGCGAGUGCCACCUCCCAGCACGGGCAGAGGGAAAGAGGAGGAGGGGAGCGAGCUCACGGUAACGCGAUCAAGCGCGCAUGAGGGAUGGGGGGGGGGGGGGGGGGGGCAAGUUUACGUGCAUCGCGAUUUCUGGUGCAGGUCUCGGCCGUGGUGGCUGUAGGCGCGGCUGAGCUCAUGCAAAGCUGCGUAUCCUGCAUUAGAGGUAAUCUGCUCGAUGUGCAAAGAGUGGGCGUGCCGAGAUGGCGUGGCAUCAUGUAAGCUGUCUUCCCGCACGUUUAGUAUUGGAGGUUGCGUAAUCUCGAGCUUUGGUGGCCCAUUGGAGCGAGAGGACGACGAAGCAUUCGCUCCCGGCUGCCGGCACUUUUCAUGAUACCAUAAUGAUACCGUGGUCCCAGUGGGGGCGACGCUAUCAGCUAUGGGGGCAGAGUGCAUGCAAAAGCGUGGCUGGCUUUGCUUAACUAGUAGCGCCUAAGUGAGGAUAUCGUCGGUGUGGCAUGAAACUAUCAUUUGUCGCCAGGGGCGUAGCCAGGGGUGGGCCUUAUGGGGCUUCAGCCUCCCCCUCCCCAAAAUUUUUUCAUGCUGUUAUGCUCCGCCGACCAAAACAACCCCCAGCACUGAAAAUCAUGCUGCAUUUUGUCUAGAAUGUAGUUUUCAUGCUAGAAAGAACAUUUUAGAGCGAACAUUGCGAAAUUGGGCUGGAUUUCGCGGCAACGCCCAUGCACUGGCAGUCACAUAUCGUAACGCCAAGGAGCUCCUUCCGAGCACAAAGUUCCACAGGCGUGGCGGGCGGGCUCGUCGCAGCAUCUCACUAAGGCCGUGGAAUCUAGCAAGCGCUUGGAUUUCAAUUCUGAAACAUUAUGGGUAUGAAGUGCUAAUAAACUUUUGAUGCGAAAGGUGCAUUGACAUUUCCAAAGUCACUUCAAAUUUUCAAUUCUGGAACUUUGUGGGUUUAAUGUUGUUAUAAACAUUUGACGCCAAAGGUGCAUUGAUUUUUUUAAAGUCGUACAUCGGACCAUACAAUGAGACACGCCAAAUCAACGCACUAUCAGAUAAGUUGACAAAGCACGCAUUGAGAUACGAUGAGACGAAGCAUUGUGGUGGCUCAUUUGUGCCGUCAUGUCAAAGAAAAGUAUAUCAAACAAUUUUUUUUUCACCUACACCAAAGCAUCCAUGUCAAGACACUAAAGGAAGCAAAGGUAACUACAUUCUUAUUUAUUUUUCUACUUGGACUUUUAUUUGCGAGAACACAUUGAGGCUCCUCCUCCUCUUUUUUUUUUUUUUUCUCGCUUCCCAUGGGCUGCCGAACCAGCCAGAGCUCAUGCGUUUUUCCUGUGCUGCAUUGACCACCGCGCGGCGCACUUCGAUGCGCAUUCGUUUUUCUCUGGCCGAGUGUAUUUUUGCCUGGCUGAGUUUUGGACACCUUCUGGCUAGCAGACGAGAAAACGAAGCAAUGGUCGCCCGCCACCAUCACUGCGGGGACUCGAUGGAUUGCAAUGUGUUCGCUUGAGCGCAACCUCUCCGAAAAAUUUUGUCUCCGCGGUGUAGGAUACCGAGAAGUAUGUGUAUGGUUCUCUGUGGAUCAAGCGUCUCACAUUUUCUUCGAUAUUCCUUCGGUAGCCACACUAGGUGCCCAAAGUAGGCAUUCGAUUGUGGCCAACGUGCUUUCCUUUCUAUUAUUUCAUUUCGGUGCCCCCGCCCGACAAAAGAAAAAGAAAAGACAUUGUUGUCGCGCAGUGAAUUUUCGCAUGAUGAAAGUUUGAUUUUGUUACUUCUCUUGCGGAAAGUAAUUGCCCAUGGGAUGCUUCAGCUGACGGAUAUUAUAUUAUUGCGAUAGCAGUUAUAUGGACACUCCAGGCGCAUUCCUCAUCCCCAACGCACCCCCAACGCAAUUGCAAAGGCUGAUUAGGCAAGAACGGAGGAUACGCAUUGAUGAAUUGGCAGGGCAUGUGAACAUCAGUCACAGUUCGGGUCACACCAUAAUUCAUGAACAUCUCGGUUAUCAGCUCUUGUGUGCGCAAUAGAUGCCCAAUAUUAUGAAUCACUACAAGAAGACGGAGAGGUUCGGCGCUGCCUUGACUCAUCGUUCAUAAAGCAUAAAAUUAUAAAAAUAGAAUAUUUCUACACUUAUCGCGUUCUAAAUUAAUUUUAUUUCUCAAAGAAUGCCUUCAAGAAAUUCCUAGUGUCCAGUGCAUCUUUGACACCGAAUUCAAUUCUUCCAAUACAAGAAAUAGUGAUACGUAGUAGGUUCCGUAGUUUUGUAAUAAAUAUAGCCUACAGUCAUUACAGCAUAAUCUACCAUACGUUUUAAAUAAAUAUCAAGGUACAUAUACUUCAUCCAAGGAACUGCGAAUGCUUUUUGUAAACAUGUGAUCACUGAUUGUUUAUCGUUUUUCAGAGCCAACUGUGUUACUGAUUUUGUAACCCAUACACACAUAUAUUUCUAUCUUCUGUUGUAUCGAAUAUGUUUUUUUUAGACUGUCAGAGCGAAUUGUGUUAGCUUAUUAGUAACCCUUACACACAUACUUCCUUUUUUCUGAUGUAUCAAAUAUGCUUUUUUCUCUUAGUCUCUAUAUAAUUUUCAGUCUUGUUAUUGUGCAUUUAUGUAAUUAAUUUAUUCUGAGUGUCUAACAAUGUUACAAUUUUUGAUGCAACCACCAUGUAUGCCUUGUAAUGGACCAUCGGCCCAGUCAAGCUGUUUUUCCAACAGCUUUUAGCCUUUGGUAUCUACCAAAACACUUGUAUUUCUGAAAAUAAAAUCUAUUUCUACCUAUCUA